This is a messenger RNA of Protobothrops mucrosquamatus (brown spotted pit viper), 1707 nucleotides long. RefSeq names its product adhesion G-protein coupled receptor D1-like. The annotation marks the transcript as partial. The record is from RefSeq and is a predicted model, not a curated record. Gene Ontology annotation, molecular function: G protein-coupled receptor activity. NCBI's taxonomy places the organism in Eukaryota, Metazoa, Chordata, Lepidosauria, Squamata, Viperidae. Gene Ontology annotation, biological process: cell surface receptor signaling pathway; adenylate cyclase-activating G protein-coupled receptor signaling pathway. The transcript has 9 exons. Gene Ontology annotation, cellular component: membrane.
CUCUGUCAGUACCAUCCGCAACCAGCGUUACCACAUCCAUGCCAAUCUUUCAUUUGCUGUCUUGGUGGCUCAGAUCUUGCUCCUUAUCAGCUUCCAGUUUGACCCUGGGACGGUGCCCUGCAAAAUCCUGGCCAUCCUCCUUCACUUCUUCUUCUUGAGCACCUUUGCUUGGAUGCUGGUGGAAGGGUUCCACCUCUACAGCAUGGUGAUCAAAGUCUUUGGAUCCGAAGAGAACAAGCUCUUAUACUACUAUGGCAUUGGAUGGGGAUGCCCAUUCCUGAUCUGUGUCAUUUCCGCAACGACAUCUGUGGAAAGCUAUGGAGAAGCCAACAACUGUUGGCUUUCCUUGGAGAGCGGUGCCAUCUGGGCUUUUGUGGGCCCAGCUCUGUUCAUCAUUGUGGUUAAUAUCUGCAUCCUUAUUGCUGUGACCAGAGUAAUUUCAAGAAUAAGUACCGAAAAUUAUAAGGUCCACGGAGAAGCUAAUGGAUUCAAAUUGACAGCCAAGGCGGUUGCCGUUCUCCUACCCAUCUUGGGAAGUUCAUGGAUCUUCGGAGUCCUGGCAGUGAAUGACCGAGCUUUGGUGUUCCAGUACUUGUUUGCAAUAUUUAACUCAUUGCAGGGUUUUUUCAUCUUUCUGUUCCAUUGCCUCCUGAACUCAGAGGUCAGAGCCGCCUUUAAGCACAAGACGAAGGUGUGGUCACUGACCAGCAGUUCCAUCCGCAACGUCAAUGUGAAACCUUUCAAUUCUGAUAUUAUAACUGUGACCAGGCCUGCCACAACGCCAACCAAACUCAACACUAAUGACAAAAGCAGUGAUUCUGGCAACAAGAUGGAUCUUUCCGCUGUCUGACAUUGACCCUUGUUGACUCUUCCUUCCAAAUACCCAAACAAACCAUGUCCUCGGGAUCUUUGAUUCAUUGCCUGACUACCUAUUACUCUCUGAGAAUUCACUCCUCUUUACUUCCUUCCUGCUAAAUUGAGGAGGGGCAGAGUUGCCCAUUGGACUGAAUCCAUACUUCCAGCUUUUUCUCCUCUGGGCUGGGAGGACUAGCUACGGAAUAGGCAAGGGACAUUUUACACUGGAUGGUCCUCUAAGCACUGGCAGAGAUGAAGCUGAGGAAUAUUUGUGGGAAACAGAAUUCCAGGAGGAUCUCUGGAUCCGCAAAGCUACAUUUUCUCAUGACCCUAACAUUGAAGAACUCUUGACCGGCUCUACGGACACCUACACGUUAAGAUAGUUGAAGGAUACAAAGGAGAAGCUACACUAGGAAAUGUCCAACUUCAAACACUGCCUUUGCAAACACUGCAGAAGCAAAGGUGAUGGAAUCCAGCUCUAUUUUUUCUGAUCUUGGCCUGGAGGCCAGCAGAAAUAGCAGAUGUUCUAUUUGAGCCUCAAGUACUGUAUAUUUGCUUGGUGGCUCUCCGGAUUUUCCUAACGCUGGUUGUGAUGGACACCCAGAGCUUCAUUUCAUUGCAAGAAGCUUUUAACUCACCUGGGGGGAAAACAUUUAUAUAGAACCCUCCUAUUUUCCCAGAUGAGAUUCAGUGUCUCAGCCUGAAUCCUGUUUGUAGACCGAGCGGAUUUCUCCUUUGUUGAAAAAAUCACACUUGCUUCGCUGUCCAUCUUGCCAGACAGAACAAAACUUGAAUGCCAAACAGCCACGUUCUUUCUUCCCCCCCACAAAGCAAAACGAAAUAAAAAAGAAA